Molecule: messenger RNA, 3321 nt
Organism: Cladocopium goreaui
Lineage: Eukaryota; Dinophyceae; Suessiales; Symbiodiniaceae
Source: the annotation of a GenBank genome assembly
GUCGACGAGGUGGACGCAAUAGUGUUCGCCCAAUUGCGGCGCCAAGUGGCCACUGCCAAAGAUGUGGCCCUUCUGACUGCCGCAAAGACGGUGUACCAACUCUUGCGCAACCGCUGGGUUGCAGUGGUGCCACUGCCUCCAGUUGCGGAGUCGGAUCCUGAAGCUGCCGAUGGGAUCGAAGCUCCGACAGCGUUCUGUGGAAUCCAAACCAGGUUGAAACUCUGGCAGGAGCUUGGGAACCUGUUGCUGGACCUUCCACUGCUCCCACUGCUUCUGAUUGUGAUCUUCAGCCUCUGGCGGGCAGAUCUGGUUUUGCAGCAAUGCUGGAGCGCUGAAGACAACUGCCAACGACGGAAAGCGGUGAUCCUGCAAUUCCUGGAAUUGCUGCGAGACGUGCUGGGAUUCUUGGCACUGCUGGUGGUGUGUAUCACAUUGCUACGAAUGCCGAAGGUGCUUCUGGACAUCUAUUCUCAACGUGCUCGUCGAACAACUGGAGAUCCGCGCUUCACCCUGCAAGGAGUGUCACUGCGCUCGGGCGGGGAUGGCGACCAGCGCCUCGCGGUGCAGGCUGAAGGACUACAGCUUGAAGCGAGAGACCUCAAGGACAUCGGAACCAUUCGCAUUAACGUCGUCUCAAAGAGCUUCUGGGAAGAGAUCUCGCGCGUGUUUGGCGCAUCGGUGGCGAGUUUGGGGAAAGCCCUGCUUCCAUUCACCUUGAAGGAUGGAAAACAUGUGAAAUACAGCGACUUUUACCCCCAGCAGGCCAGCAUCGAAUUGCGUCUGGGCGGCCGAGAGUUGAAAUCGAAGCUGCUUCAGCUGGAAGGAUCUCUGACCUUUUGCGUUCAGCUGGAGCAUCGAUCGCCACGUGGAAGCGAGGAGGUUUUGGCGCGGCUACCUAUCCCUGCCAGGCUGCUGCAGCAAGCGGUGAACCAACCUGGAGAGACGGUGCAAGUGCCACAGGAGUUGCUGACGGUUUCUCCAGAAAGUGUCUGUGGAGAUUUGCUGAGUGGCGCAGGGAUUCGCAACGCUAUGUGGCUAAGCGAGUUUUGGCAGUUGCUCCUGGACGUGGCGCAUUUGCUCCUCUUCCUAUGUCUAGCACUGGCCCCAUGGCGCUUACUACAGUGCGUCUACUUUGCGUGCCGCCCUUCGCAGGUGUGGCGUGGCACCUUAGCACGUCAGCUGUCAAGCUUGCUGCUUGUGAAAGAGGCUGAGUUGAUCCGAGGGGCCAUGUUAAAAAUCUACCGUCGAGAACUGGAACCGUUGCUGAAUGCUGCCGCUAAGGAUCCACCUUUCAGGACUUCGGAAAAGCUUCGAGAGGUGGCCGCCAAGCUGCUUGGCCGGCUGCCCAUGCCGGGCAAAAACGGUGAGAUGGGACUGCUGUCAGAGCUACAAGCCUCAAACGAUGAAGUGGCUAUGGCUUUUGUGGAGAAAGUGAAAAAUUACUCCUUCUUGCAGAACGCUGUGUCCAGUUACUGGCCUGGCUUGACACUGGGUGCAAACCUACUAUUGCUCAAGAAGUCCUUCAACCCACAGGAGCAUGCGCUGUCUUUGGAAAAGAUCGCCAGUGCUCAAAGCCGCGCUGACGACUUGUUAUUGACCUUGGCAGCAGAAGUGCAGGCUGCCAGCGUUGAAUUCCACAGCCCCAACGAUGCCGGUCUUCUGAGCAGUGCAUGUCGAAAGCCGUUGUCCGAACAUAGGCGAUUGGUGCAGAUCUUUGCUUGUGAAGUUUUGAAGGACUAUGGAACUUUGCUGCUGGGCUUCCUGCUGCUGAUCUCCGUCUACCGCUUGCCCGCCGUUGUUGAAGGUCUACGCCAGGAACGACAAGCAGAUUUCGUGCAGCGGAUGAGGAUCGUGCUGGGCUGUCAGGUGAGACUCUUUAUGUGGGAUUUGUGGAUGCUCUUCACGGCGAUUUUAGCAAGUCUCUUAGCCAUCGUCACAUUGGUUCGCGCCCUGGAGUUCCUGCGGACAGCGUUCCUUCAUUGCGAAAGCCUCGAGGAUUUAAGGAGAGAGGCAUGGGAUGCAACCAAGGAUGCCCUCAACAGCAUUGGAGAGCUGUUUAUCCUCUUGACUUUCUGGGACAGCUACAAGACGCUUGUGUAUGCGAGCAUCUUCGCUGUGUUGCUGCCUGCGUGGGGCCUAACCCUGCUGCCGAUUUGGAUGCGUAUUGUGCUGUGGUUAGCUUUGUGUUUCUUGCCUUUCCUUCUACCUUCGGCUUCGUACGCAUUGUGGACCUUCGCAGUGGUGGUGGCCAUGUUUUUUCUCAUCGCCCUCGUGAAAAAGGGUUCGGGGAGUGGUGGUGUACCUGCACACUUGAAAACAAUGCGAGUUUCAGGCAUGAAUGUUUUGGUGCUCCUUUCCAUCUUUGCGGAUGCAGCGCUAUUGUCCUCAUUGACGUACCUGGAACCAGUCCUGCAGAUGGAGCUAUGCUUCUACAUAGCGACAGGCAUCACUAUUGCUUGGUUGGUGGUCAUGUCGAUGCCUCAUGCGAUGUCUUCAGAUCAAAACUGUUUAAAGUCAGGGAAAUUUCAUGUGGCACUGCAACUCUUGCGGCGAUGUUUGUUACCUGCAGCCGUGGUCUUAUUGAUGCAGAUGGAUGGUGAAUUUUCUCGUGUGGCCUGCCUUCUGUUGGCGUUUCUGUCCUUCACAUCUGUGCUGGGGUUGGACCUGCUUUCGCAAGACCAUCUACCUGAUGCGAUUGGGCUGGACCUCGUUCAACCUCCUGCCUUCUUAGCGGGUCUCAUUUUCGUGCAGAUGGUCUUUACCGCAGCCCAGAAUAUGACCAGUAUGUGGCCACAAUGCGCUGCUGCAGUCUUGAUGCCUGCAUGGGUGAUGGUCUUUCAAUGUCUCGGUGGUAUUGGCGGGCCACUUUGGGUGCUGCCACUUCAAUUGGGGACAAGUACAGUGGUCCUUUGGUCGGCCUUGGUUCGAGCCAUGCCGGCAAUGUCCGCAGUAGGAGGCGCUGCAGUGGUGACACUAUGCGCAGUCAUUGCGAUGCUCCUCAGCGAGUGUCUGGCACAAAGAAGACGACGUGAAGCGAUGGAAAAGGCUGGCGUUGCCAAGGUCUUGCGCCAAAUCCUAGACAAGCUCACCAAGAAGGGUAUGCAGCUGGAAAAUCACCACACACCGCAAAUCUGCGAUACGCUGAGUCCGCAGUCAGUGGCGAAGGAACUCCAGGCCUUCGAGGAAUCCACACGGAUGGAAGGACUUAGCGUUUCCUUUCUGCAGAACCGAAAGGAAUGGCUGGCCACCUUGCGCAGAGGCCGGAACGACUACGAAGCUCGAAAAAAAUCAUGGGAAAUGUUGGACUCGAUCUUAAGAUGA